CCCCACUCGGGGUCCCCGAGGGCGCCCGCCGGGACCCGCUGCCCGCCCCGAGGAGCGCCGAGAGCCCGCCCGCCGCCCCGCCGCAGCCCCCCGCCCUCUCGCCGCCCGCCGCCCCCCCGGGCCCCGACACCCCCGAGGGCGAGCGGCCCCCCGCUCACGAGCCGCCCGCCGACCGCCUUCAUGCUCAGCCCCAGACCCUCGCCAGCGUUCCCGGCAUGACCUCGGGGACCGGGAGCUCUGCCUCCACCGUCGCCGGCGCUGCCCCCCACAAUGGUGAGAACAAACCGCCCCAGGCCAUCGUGAAACCCCAAAUCCUCACCCACGUUAUCGAGGGCUUCGUCAUCCAGGAAGGGGCAGAACCGUUCCCGGUGGGGCGCUCCUCCUUGCUGGUGGGGAACCUGAAGAAGAAGUAUGCGCAGGAGCUGCUGGCUGAGAAACUCCCGCAGCAGGACAACACCACCACCACCGACUCCGAAAUGGAGGAACCCUAUUUACAAGAAUCCAAAGAGGAGGGGAACCCCAAACUGAAGUGCGAGCUCUGCGGCCGCGUCGACUUCGCUUACAAAUUCAAGCGCUCCAAGCGCUUUUGCUCCAUGGCUUGCGCCAAGAGGUACAACGUGGGGUGCACGAAACGGGUGGGUUUGUUCCACCCCGAUCGCAGCAAGCUGCAAAAACCCGGCGGUCCGCCCCACGGCCGCCGUCGGACCUGCAAGGGGACGCUGCCCGCCCUCAGCAAAGACACCAAGAAGCAGCCGCCGGUUUCUCUCCCGCCGGGUUCGGUGCCUCUUUCCGUGACGGCGUCGUUGCAGCUCAACCACAGCCAAGAAGAUUCGAGUCGUUGUUCGGAUAAUUCGAGCUACGAGGAACCGCUCUCCCCCAUCUCGGCCAGUUCCUCCACUUCCCGCCGCCGCCAAGGCGAACGAGACCUCGAACUGCGCGACAUGGAGCUGCCCGACGUCCACGUCCGCGACCUGGCGAGCAUCGGCCAUCGCUUCCUCCCCAGCGAACCCAGCAAGUGGAACGUGGAGGACGUCUACGAGUUUAUCCGCUCGUUGCCGGGCUGCCAGGAGAUCGCGGAGGAGUUCAGGGCGCAGGAGAUCGACGGGCAGGCGCUGCUGCUGCUGAAGGAGGAUCACCUCAUGAGCACCAUGAACAUCAAACUGGGGCCGGCCCUCAAGAUCUACGCCCGCAUCAGCAUGCUCAAGGACUCCUAGAGCCGGGUGGGUGGGGGCACCCAUGGGACACACCCACAUCCCCAAACAACACCCACCCCCCCCCACCCACCCACCCCCCACACCCCAAAAACCCCUGCCCAGCCGUGGGGAGGGGGGCUACGGGGGAGGGGACGGACGGGGAGCCACUUCGGAGCACAACCCAGCCCCCGCCCCCGUCGUGUGUGCCCCCCCCCCCCCAGCCCCCCCAGGGGUGUGUAUAUAGCCCGUAGCUAUAGC
This is a messenger RNA of Gymnogyps californianus (California condor), 1451 nucleotides long. It is a transcript of the gene PHC2, whose product is annotated as polyhomeotic homolog 2. Gene Ontology annotation, molecular function: protein binding; zinc ion binding. The record is from RefSeq and is a predicted model, not a curated record. Gene Ontology annotation, cellular component: nucleus; PRC1 complex. NCBI's taxonomy places the organism in Eukaryota, Metazoa, Chordata, Aves, Accipitriformes, Cathartidae.